Messenger RNA from Strongyloides ratti, 1185 nucleotides. RefSeq names its product Histidine phosphatase superfamily, clade-2-containing protein. Gene Ontology annotation, biological process: dephosphorylation. Gene Ontology annotation, molecular function: phosphatase activity. Lineage: Eukaryota; Metazoa; Nematoda; Chromadorea; Rhabditida; Strongyloididae. The record is from RefSeq and is a predicted model, not a curated record. The transcript has 2 exons. Bases 1 to 1185 code for a protein of 394 amino acids.
AUGAAAAUAUUUUUUAUUUUUAUAUUACAAUUAAAUUUUGUUUUUCCAAAAGAACUUAUACUUGUUCAAUCUUUAUUUCGUCAUGGAUCUAGGACACCUAUUAAGAUGUAUCCUAAUGAUAUUUUUAAUUUAACAAUUUGGCCUAUUCCAUUAGGACAACUCUUACCACUAGGAAUGGAACAAAGUUUUAAACAAGGAAUAAAAUUAAAUCAACGUUACAUUCAAGAAUAUAAAUUUAUAAAUGCUACAUAUAAUGUUAAUGAAAUAUAUGUAAGAAGUACAGAUGUUGAUAGAACUUUACAGUCAGCUUAUUAUAAUUUAAUAGGAUUUUAUAUAAAUCAUACUACUGAUAAUAAUAUGUUAACAUCAUUAGGUUUCCAAAAUUUUAAUCCAAUACCAGUUCAUACUGUUCCAUUUGAUGAUGAUUAUUUACUUAAUGUAAAUUUUUCUUGUUAUCGUAAAGAAAUUGAAUUUAAAAAGCAAUUGGGACGAAAGGAAUACCAUCAAUAUUUAAUCUCAAAACAACAUAUAAUAAAAAAAAUUGAAAAAUUUUCAGGAUUAAAAAUUAAAAAUGAUAAGGAUCUCAGAGAUUUUUAUGAUAUUAUUUAUACACAAAAAUAUCAUAAUUUUUCAUUACCAAAAUGGAUAACAAAAAAAUUAUUUAAAGAUAUAAGAGAUAUAAGGGAUAAAGUAUGGGAUUAUAUUUCAGGUGAUGGAGUUUUUGGUGUUGAGGAGAAUGUUGAACUUAUAAAAUAUAAUUGUGGAUAUUUAUUAAAUAAUAUAAUUAAAAAUAUGUUAAAAAGUAUUAAUGAAUAUGAGAGUAAUAUUAAGGAUAGAAAAAAAUAUUAUGCCUUUUCAGCACAUGACUCAACAUUAGCAUCAUUUUUAAGAACUCUUGGAGCAAAAAAAAAAUUAUUAGGUACAAAACAACCAGACUACUCAUCUGUUAUAGCAAUUGAAUUAUGGAAAAAUGAUAAAAAUUAUACUGUUACCAUAGUUUAUUCUGAUAAUCCAGAUAAACCAUUUAGAGAUAUAACAGAAUAUAUUAGUGAUUGUAUUGAAGAGGAUAACAAUAUAUGUACUUUAAAUAAGUUUAUAAAAAGAUCAGAAAAAUAUAUUAUAAACAUUACUGAAAAAAAUGGUCAAAGUAUUUUAGAUAGUUUUAAAGAAUUUUGUCAAUUAUAA